Messenger RNA from Beta vulgaris subsp. vulgaris (sugar beet), 1698 nucleotides. RefSeq lists its product as uncharacterized. Gene Ontology annotation, molecular function: nucleic acid binding; RNA-DNA hybrid ribonuclease activity. The record is from RefSeq and is a predicted model, not a curated record. Bases 1 to 1698 code for a protein of 565 amino acids. Gene Ontology annotation, biological process: DNA integration. NCBI's taxonomy places the organism in Eukaryota, Viridiplantae, Streptophyta, Magnoliopsida, Caryophyllales, Amaranthaceae. The transcript has 2 exons.
AUGGCGGCCUUGGGGCGGUUCCUCUUCCGAUCUGCCGACAAGAGUCUCCAUUUCUUUCGAGCCCUAAAGCAGUCGACGUUCGAAUGGGACAGAUCUGCAGAGGAAGCUUUUCAACAGCUCAAGUCCCACCUAGCCACACUUCCUAAGUUAGUCUCACCUUUACCAGGGGAGACACUCUUCGUCUACUUGGCUGUAUCAGAGCAUGCCCUUAGCGUAGUCCUUGUGGCCGAGCGCGAGAAAAACCAGCAUCCACUGUACUUCAUAAGUCAUGCCUUCCGAGGCGCGGAACCCAAGUAUCCUCCCAUCGAGAAAAUGAUAUUUGCCUUGGUUCUCGCCACUCGAAAGCUCAAAUCCUAUUUUCAAGCUCACCCUAUUAAGGUCCUCACAAGUCAGCUGAUCCGAAAAGUAAUAGAAGGAAAGAACCAGUCCAGCAGAGUGACUGAUUGGGCUAAUCAAACUUCGGAUAUCUGCAUCGAGUUUGAGCCUCGACGUGCCAUCAAAGCACAAGCUCUGGCUGACAUUAUAGCAGAAUGCACCUCCCGCCCCGAGUCUACCGAGGAAGGUUGCGGCGCAGGACUCUUGAUCCUUGACCCGCAGAAGAAUAGAACAGAAUACGCCAUCAAGUUCGACUUCACCACCUCGAAUAAUGAGGCCGAAUAUGAAGCAUUACUCCUCGGUAUCCAACUAUGCAAAACAACCGGCGCUCGAAAGCUUAGAGCUUACUCCGAUUCCCAGCUCAUCGUGGGGCAGGUAACAGGGGAGUUCGAGGCCAAGGAAGACAGCAUGAAGAUGUACCUGAGGAAGGUGAAGGAGGAAAUUUCUGGCCUAUCACUCUUCACCAUAACUCACAUCCCUCGAUCUGAGAAUCAACAAGAAGAUGCACUGUCGAGGUUAGCAAGUUCAGCAGAGGAUCUCUCUCCUCGACCCAUCAUGUGGAAAGUUUUAGAGGCGCAUAACAUCAACAGGGAGGUAACCACUCUCGACAGAAGUCCUACUUGGAUGGACAAAAUCAUAUCUUUCUCUCAAGAUGGCAUCCUUCCCGAAGAUGAGCUCGAAGUAGAAAAAAUUCGAAGGUGGGCUCGAUGGUUCACAUACCACGAGGGACAGUUAUACAAGAAGUCGUUUACUCACCCACUCCUUCGUUGUCUCACCCCCCAAGAAGGGGCCUAUGUCCUCCGUGAAAUACAUCAAGGGGCAUGUGUAAGUCACCAAGGUGCUCGAACUAUCACAGCUAAAGCUCUUCAAGCAGGGUACUACUCGCCCACCAUGAGGGAAGAUGCCUUGAAAAUGGUCCAAAAGUGCAAAGACUGCCAGAUGCAUGCCAAUCUUCCUCACCAAGCUGCAAGUUCCUUGACUACCAUCCAGGCCCCUCUGCCGUUCGAUAUGUGGGGAAUGGACCUUCUGGGGCCUUUCCCUCCAGCCUCAAGGCAGCGAAGGUUUCUAUUGGUGGCGGUCGACUACUUCACAAAAUGGGUCGAGGCAGCACAUUUGGCCUCAAUCACUGACAAGCAAGUUCAGCAGUUCAUCUGGCAGCACUUAAUCACCCGAUUCGAGGUCCCUCGAGUCCUUAUACCCAACAAUGGUCAGCAACUCAAUAGUGGCCCCACUCGCGACUACUAUUCCAAGUUUGGGAUCGAAACCCGCUUCUCCGUCGUUAGUCGACCACAGACUAAUGGGCAGGAGGAAGCGGCCAACUAA